GUAGCGAUGCGACCCUGGCUGCGUUCCAAAAUUCACUGCCAAUACUGAAAAUCUAUAGUUUACGUGACGUACACUAUAGAUUUUCAGUACUGGCAGUGAAUUUUGGAACACAGCCCCUGAAAGACGCCUACUGAAACAAAAUUCAUUAAGCUAACUGGCCACUGUUGCAACGGGCCUUAAACUCGGAUUAACUCGAGUUGUGGAACCGGGCCUAGCUGAACUAGUGUAGCUGAACCAGUUCAGCUAAAAAGAACAAAUCUUAAUCCAUAUAUAUAUAUAUAUAUUUCUCAAAAAACAUGGAAUAUACGUUGGAGGACGCGUUUGAAACGUUAAAGGAUAAGAAAAUAGAACGAGAAAAAAAUUUAGAAGAUCUAAUAAACAAAAUAUCAAAUAAUGAGAUUUUUACUUUGAAAUCAUCAAAUGUGUCUUCAUUUGAUGAUGUGAAAUUGAAACAAGAAAAACUAUAUCAAAGCUUAUUGAAAGAAAUUCAACAAAUAGAACCUGAGGAUUAUCCAAUUCUGAGAACAUCUGACUUACGUGUAGAAGUAAUUACUGAAAUGGAAGAAGAGAUUUGUAACAUGCAAGAACUCCUCAAUAGUUUAAAAUGUGAUUUUUCUGAUAUUAAAGAAGAUAUCACAUAUUUGAAAAAUAAAAAAGAUGGACUGGAGAAAAUGAGAGGAGCUUAUUUGGAUAUGGCAGAGACUUUUGCAAAUGAGACCUAUGAAAAAGAACUUGUUAUAACUAAACGUAUAUUCCAAAAAGUGAAAAAUGAUUUAUACACUGUGGUUGAUACAAUUUUUCCUGAUAAUGAGGGCUUCAAAGAAUUAUUAGCAGCACUGACAUCUGCUUAUAUGAAAGGAGGAGAUGAUGUUUAUGUAGAUGUCAUACCAGAUGUGUUAUAUUAUGUAAAUUUUCUAAUAGAAAAUGACAUAGUACAAUAUCACCGUAACAAUAAAACUAGAAUUAGAAUGACUGAAUUAUUAUAAUACCAGUAAAAAUUUAUUAUAUUACA
This is a messenger RNA of Camponotus floridanus (Florida carpenter ant), 1012 nucleotides long. RefSeq lists its product as uncharacterized. The record is from RefSeq and is a predicted model, not a curated record. Bases 297 to 986 code for a protein of 229 amino acids. The transcript is spliced from 5 exons. Lineage: Eukaryota; Metazoa; Arthropoda; Insecta; Hymenoptera; Formicidae.